This is a messenger RNA of Blepharisma stoltei, 533 nucleotides long. The record is from the annotation of a GenBank genome assembly. NCBI's taxonomy places the organism in Eukaryota, Ciliophora, Heterotrichea, Heterotrichida, Blepharismidae.
AUGCAGCAGGAAAGUUUCAGCUCUCUAAAAAAUGAUGUUAAUUCAAGAGCUCAACAACUCAUUAAUGGCCUCUUUACUCUCUCCCAUUUAAAGUAAAUAUUGGCUUGCUUUCUUAAGAGUCAAUUAUUUAUAAUCUAUAACCAUUAUAAAUAACAAAAUGUAAUAAAAACUUAAAUCAGAAAUAUUAAUUAUCAAUUUAUAUUAGAGAAUAAAAUAUUAAAUAUAAUUUAAUUAGUAAUAUAAAUCUAUACUUUUCCUUUUUAAAUAGGAGGUAAUUAGGGAACAAAGAAUAUAACCAAGAAGAAGUACAGCAGUGGACUGCUCAUCUUUCUGAAGAAAUUGUAAAAACUUUGAAAGAACUUAACAGCAAUUUCAAGUACUGUGUUUCCUGUAUAAUUCUUCAAAAAGGAGAUGCUGGCAUGCAUAUGAGUUCAACCUGCUUCUGGGACAGCAAUCUUGAUGGAAGCGUAGCAAUUAAAUGGGAAAAUAACUCAAUGCACUGCAUUGUCAAUAUUUAUGGCAUUGCCUUCUAA